Ixodes scapularis (black-legged tick) is the source of this 1895-nucleotide messenger RNA. RefSeq names its product DEAD-box helicase Dbp80 (gene Dbp80). Gene Ontology annotation, molecular function: ATP binding; RNA binding; RNA helicase activity. The transcript has 11 exons. The record is from RefSeq and is a predicted model, not a curated record. NCBI's taxonomy places the organism in Eukaryota, Metazoa, Arthropoda, Arachnida, Ixodida, Ixodidae. Gene Ontology annotation, biological process: poly(A)+ mRNA export from nucleus. Gene Ontology annotation, cellular component: cytoplasmic stress granule; nucleus. Bases 204 to 1652 code for a protein of 482 amino acids.
GGCAACCGUGGCAACGGAUGGUGGUUGGUUGAAUGCUCAGAAAAUGAUGCAAGAGAUGCGAGUGACAUCAACAUCGUAAAGUUUUUCUUUCGUGCGUGCAAUUCUGCCGCACAAAGUGACAAGUAGCGAUUUGUUCAGCUGUAGGUAAAUUUAAAACUUUAUACAAUUCUAGGAGAUUAUCGUAAACGCCUCUUGAGUAAACGAUGGCCAGCUGGGGUCAAGAAGCAGACGCCCAAGAGCAGUCGGUCGUCUCUACGUUGACUGACAAGGUGAAGGACGUCAGCCUUUCGGCUAGUGGUGCUACCAGAGCUGGCGAUGCCCCCAAGGAGCCAGAAGCACCCUGUCCUCAGGAGAAUGGCGACGAACCCAGCAUAUCGCCAGCUGAGACGUCCCUUAUGCAGAAGAUCAUAAGAUCCAGGCUUGUGCUGAGUACGCACAAUGUCGAGGUGCAGAGGAAAGACCCCAACUCUCCGCUGUACUCCGUCAAGACCUUCGAAGAGCUGAAGCUGCGCCCGGAACUCCUGAAGGGCGUCUACACCAUCGGCUUCGAUCUACCCUCACGGAUCCAGGAGACUGCACUUCCCACGCUACUGGCAGAUCCACCGCAGAACAUGAUUGCCCAGUCUCAGAGCGGCACGGGCAAGACGGCGGCAUUCAUCCUUGCCAGCUUGAGCAGGGUCGACGAAAACCUCAAGUAUCCUCAGGUACUGAUCCUGUCUCCCACGUACGAGCUGGCCAUCCAGACGGGGGAAGUGGCCAAGCAGAUGGCACAGUUCUGCACCAAGAUUACCUUCUGCUAUGCUGUCCGAGGAGUAACCUUCAACCAGGGGGACAAGAUCACGGACCAGGUGAUCCUGGGCACGCCGGGCAAGAUCAUUGAUUGGGCCUUCAAGUUCAAGUUCUUCGACAUCGGCCGCAUCAAGGUCUUUGUGCUGGACGAGGCAGACAUCAUGAUUGCGCAGCAGGGGCACCACGACCAGUCCAUUCGGCUGCACAAGCGCCUUCCCCCGACGUGCCAGAUGAUGCUGUUCUCGGCGACGUACGACAAGGACGUAAUGGACUUCGCGGAGAUGAUCAUCUCGAAUCCCGUGGUGAUCCGCCUGCGAAAGGAGGAGGAGAGCUUGGCCAACAUCAAGCAGUACUACGUCCAGUGCACAAGCAUGGAGGACAAGUUCAACGCCAUCUCCAACAUCUACGGGGUGCUCUCCAUCGGACAGACCAUCAUCUUCUGCCACACUCGGCAGACGGCUGUCUGGCUCUCGGGGCAGAUGAGCAAGGAGGGUCAUGCCGUGGCGCUUCUCUCCGGAGAACUGACCGUGGACCAGAGGAUUGCGGUUCUGGACCGCUUCCGCAAGGGCAUGGAGCGUGUCCUUAUCACCACCAAUGUCUGUGCUAGGGGCAUUGAUGUGGAGCAGGUGACGGUGGUGGUGAACUUCGACCUGCCCGUAGACAUGAAGGGGCGGGCAGACUGCGAGACAUACCUGCACCGCAUCGGGCGCACGGGACGCUUCGGCAAGUCGGGCCUGGCCGUCAACAUGGUGGACGGCAGCCGCAGCAUGGCUGUGCUCAAGCAGAUCGAGGAACACUUCGGCCGACCAAUCCUGAAGUUAGAUGCUGAUGAUAUGGACGAGAUCGAAAAGAUUCAGAAGUAGAAGCCAAUGCAAGACCUCUUUGAAGAAGUCAUCAGUUUGCAUCACAUCUCUGUCAGGCAAAUGUAAUCUGCUUUGCUUGUUCAGAAGGACUUUCUCUUGUACUAUGUACAAUCACAGGGCUCUAAUGUUUUUCAUUGUGAUUUUAUUUGCUACAUGAGUGCCAUCGGAGGCACCUUUUGAUUGGAUGCUGUGCAGGGAGUACCAGUGUGAAAUAUUACAGAAUUAAAAGUUUACCAUAAAUAA